Molecule: messenger RNA, 2456 nt
Organism: Trifolium pratense (red clover)
Lineage: Eukaryota; Viridiplantae; Streptophyta; Magnoliopsida; Fabales; Fabaceae
Product: probable serine/threonine-protein kinase At1g54610
Exons: 7
Coding region: 556-2178 (540 amino acids)
Biological process (GO): protein phosphorylation; positive regulation of transcription elongation by RNA polymerase II
Cellular component (GO): nucleus; cyclin-dependent protein kinase holoenzyme complex
Molecular function (GO): cyclin-dependent protein serine/threonine kinase activity; ATP binding; RNA polymerase II CTD heptapeptide repeat kinase activity
Source: RefSeq, a predicted model, not a curated record
AAUACAAAGAUUAAACACAGAUUAAUUUUAAAGGGAAAGAAGUUGAAAAACAGUAAAAAGGAGAUCCAUAUUCCAUUCAUCCCCACAUUUUCUUCUCUCUCCAAAACAUUCUUUUCUUUUCACUGAUCCUUGAAUCUGCUAGUAAGACCAAACACUACAACCUUAACUGUUUUUUCAACUUUCAUCCUCUUCCACACACACACAUUCAUAGUCCAAAAUCAAAAGGAGAAAAAUACAUAUAUAAAAGACCCACCUUAAAGGGGCAAAAAAAGAAACAAAGAAGAAAAAACACUUGUCUUGUUUUUCUUUGACUACACCACAAUUUGUGGGGUGUCUCUAAAAUCAUUGCUUUCUCACUUUUUUCUGUCAAAGUUACAAUCUUUUCUAGUAGCAUUUGCUCAUUCCACUUAAUUUGCAAGAUUUGUCAUUAGGGUUUUUUUCAAAGGUGAAUGUGAAUGAUUCUUAUGGAAGAUGAGAAAAUGAGGGAAAAUGUGGUUAGUCCAUGUUUUGAAACAUGAUGAAGGAAGUGGAGGUGUAAAUGAGAGAUUUUGAGAGAUGGGUUGUGUGUUUGGUAAAGAGUCAUCAGUGGAAGAGAGGAGAGAGGAAGUUAGAGAAGCAAAAGUAGAUGUGGGUGUGGGUGGUAGUGGUAGAGAGGUUGAGAAUGUGAAAGAGGGUGGAGAGGAGAAGAGAAUAAGGCCUGGUGGGGAGAGAAGAAGACGAUCUUCGAAGCCGAAUCCGAGGUUGAGUAAUCCAUCUAACAAUGUUCAUGGUGAACAGGUUGCAGCUGGUUGGCCCUCUUGGUUAUCUAAGGUUGCUGGUGAAGCUAUCAAUGGAUUGGUUCCUAGGAGAGCUGAUACUUUUGAGAAACUUGAUAAGAUUGGGCAAGGUACAUACAGCAAUGUUUACAAAGCUAGGGAUACUUUAACAGGGAAGAUUGUUGCCCUAAAGAAGGUCCGUUUCGACAAUUUAGAGCCCGAGAGUGUGAAGUUCAUGGCAAGAGAGAUUCUGAUUCUUCGUCGUUUGGAUCAUCCCAAUGUUGUCAAAUUGGAAGGCUUAGUGACUUCAAGAAUGUCAUGCAGUUUAUAUCUUGUGUUUGAAUACAUGGCACAUGAUCUGGCUGGACUUGCUACAAAUCCAGCGAUUAAGUUCACAGAACCUCAGGUAAAAUGUUACAUGCAUCAGCUAUUUUCUGGGCUGGAACAUUGUCACAACCGUCAUGUGCUGCAUCGUGAUAUAAAGGGUUCAAACCUUCUUAUUGACAAUGAUGGAAUUCUCAAGAUUGCUGAUUUUGGACUAGCUUCCUUCUUUGAUCCUGAUCACAAGCACCCGAUGACAAGUAGAGUGGUGACAUUAUGGUAUCGACCUCCAGAACUUCUUCUUGGUGCCACUGAAUAUAGUGUAGGCGUGGACCUAUGGAGUGCUGGCUGCAUUCUUGCAGAAUUAUUGGCUGGAAAACCUAUCAUGCCUGGUCGAACAGAGGUUGAGCAGCUACAUAAGAUAUUUAAGCUAUGUGGUUCUCCAUCUGAAGAAUAUUGGAAAAAGUCAAAGCUGCCACAUGCUACCAUUUUUAAGCCUCAACAAUCAUACAAGCGAUGCAUAGCGGAGACUUUUAAGAAUUUUCCACCAUCAUCCUUGCCACUGAUUGAAACCCUUCUCACAAUUGAUCCUGAUGAACGUCUGACUGCCACCGCUGCAUUGCAUAGUGAAUUUUUUACUACAAAACCUUAUGCUUGUGAUCCCUCUAGCCUUCCUAAAUAUCCUCCCAGUAAAGAGAUGGAUGCAAAGCUACGGGACGAAGAAGCUAGAAGAUUGAGAGCAGCUGGUAGAGCAAAUGCUGAUGGUGUGAAGAAAUCUCGUCCACGUGAGCGAGUAGGGAGGGGACUUCCCAUUCCAGAUGCCAAUGCUGAACUGCAAGCAAAUAUUGAUAGACGACGAUUGAUCACGCACGCAAAUGCUAAGAGCAAGAGUGAGAAGUUUCCUCCUCCACACCAAGAUGGAGCUCUAGGCUAUCCUUUGGGUUCUUCACAACACAUGGAUCCAAUUUUCGAUCCUCCCGACAUUCCAUUUAGUUCAACAAACUUGUCACAACCAAAAUCAAAUAUCCAUACUUGGUCCGGUCCGUUGCUCGAUCUCGGUAGCGUUGGUGCACCGAGGAGAAAGAAGAAACAUGGAAGGUGAUGGGAAUAUACAGUCCAAAUUCAUCAAAGGAGGACUCAAAAGUCAAAAUGAUGAGAAUGUAUCAAGAUUCAAAGAAAUAUUUAUUCUUAUAGUAUAAUAUUACACCAAUCAUUUUUUAAGAUUAUUCGCGAAGCUGCAAAUGUUGAUCUUGUAAAUCUUAGUUUUUUUUCCACUUAAAGAGUUUAAUUAGGUUAAUAAAUAGUUUUUGAUAAUGGUGUUGGUGGUUUAUAUUUCUCCUUAAUAUUGUUACUUAUGCAAACAAUUUUUAUUCCAUUUAA